AUGUCGACAUUCGUCCGGCGCGAAAGCGGAGUGGACACGUCUGAUUUGCAGACCACCCGUCAGUCGACCAGCAGAGAUGAUGACGAGCGAGAAGCAACUGAACUCGGACCUGUGCAACAUGGACAUCCAGACACAGUCGCGACGAUCAGCAGGACGAGUGUGUUUAAUACCGAUGUAGAAUCACCAAUACCCGGUGGCUUGAGAAGAUGGUGGAAAUAUUAUAUCCAGCUACAUGUUCCUCACGCGACAUGUAGAGAUCACCUUGCCAAUGAACGAACGUUUCUGGCGUACCAACGCACAUCGCUCGCCCUAUCCAUGCUGGGAAUCGUCACCGCUCAGCUCUUUAGUCUUCAGCGUUCGGUAGAUCCGGAGCACGACCCUAUAUUUGGAUAUCACACUCUCGGGAAGCCUCUGGCUGGUCUUUUCCAAAGCGCUGCAAUUGUUGUGAUUCUUAUUGGGGGCCAUCGUUUCUGGCGACAGCAAAUGAACAUGGCUAGAGGCAAGGUAUGGGCCGGUGGCUGGGAGAUCUGGUCCAUCAUGGCAUUCAUGUUGCUUGUCAGUUCCAUUUCCUCUUCCCGAUCCUUCUCCGAGGCACCCAUUCGAAAUUGCAUGGUUUCGCCGGACUGA
This is a messenger RNA of Aureobasidium namibiae CBS 147.97, 627 nucleotides long. RefSeq lists its product as uncharacterized. NCBI's taxonomy places the organism in Eukaryota, Fungi, Ascomycota, Dothideomycetes, Dothideales, Saccotheciaceae. The record is from RefSeq and is a predicted model, not a curated record. Bases 1 to 627 code for a protein of 208 amino acids. The transcript has 2 exons.